AUGUCACCACAAACAGAGACUAAAGCAAGUGUUGGGUUCAAAGCCGGUGUUAAAGAUUAUAAAUUGACUUAUUAUACUCCCGACUAUGAAACCAAAGAUACCGAUAUCUUGGCAGCAUUUCGAGUAACUCCUCAACCUGGAGUUCCACCCGAAGAAGCAGUGUGCCGUGUAGCCGAAUCUUCGAUCGGUACAUGGACAACCGUGUGGACCGAUGGGCUUACCAGCCUUGAUCGGUACAAAGGACGAUGCUAUCACAUCGAGCCUGUUGCUGGGGAAGAAAAUCAAUAUAUUGCUUACGUAGCUUAUCCCUUAGACCUUUUUGAAGAAGGUUCUGUUACUAACAUGUUUACUUCUAUUGUCGGUAAUGUAUUUGGGUUCAAGGCACUGCGUGCUCUACGUCUGGAGGAUUUGCGAAUCCCAACUUCUUAUAUUAAAACUUUCCAAGGUCCGCCUCAUGGCAUCCAAGUUGAGAGAGAUAAAUUGAACAAGUAUGGUCGUCCCCUAUUAGGAUGUACUAUUAAACCUAAAUUGGGGUUAUCCGCUAAGAAUUAUGGUAGAGCGGUUUAUGAAUGUCUUCGUGGGGGACUUGAUUUUACCAAAGAUGAUGAAAAUGGGGAUUCACUUCAAAUACUAGCUUGGCUCAUUAUUGCCGGGAUAAUGGUCUACUCCUUCAUAUACAUCGUGCAAUGCAUGCAGCUUAUCGAUGGACAAAAGAAUCAUGGUAUGCACUUUCGUGUACUAGCUAAAGCAUUACGUUUGUCCGGUGGAGAUCAUGUUCACUCCUGCAUCGUAGUAGGUAAACUUGAAGGGGAAAGAGAAAUCACUUUAGGUUUUGUUGAUUUAUCGCGUGAUGAUUUUAUUGAAAAAGAUCGAAGUCGCGGUAUUUAUUUCACUCAGGAUUGGGUUUCUCUACCAGGUGUUCUCGCCUGUUGCUUCGGAGGUAUUCAUGUUUGGCAUAUGCCUCGCUUCCGACCGAAAUCUUUGGAGAUGAUUCCGUACUUCAAUUUGGUGGAGGAACUUUAG
Messenger RNA from Sphenostylis stenocarpa, 1023 nucleotides. NCBI's taxonomy places the organism in Eukaryota, Viridiplantae, Streptophyta, Magnoliopsida, Fabales, Fabaceae. The record is from the annotation of a GenBank genome assembly.